Molecule: messenger RNA, 3852 nt
Organism: Cydia pomonella (codling moth)
Lineage: Eukaryota; Metazoa; Arthropoda; Insecta; Lepidoptera; Tortricidae
Exons: 6
Coding region: 709-1671 (320 amino acids)
Source: RefSeq, a predicted model, not a curated record
GGUCAUACUGAAAGUUCCUGGAUGCUUCAAAAAUUCAAUAAAAUCAUUAAAAAAUCCCUGACAUAUAAUUUUCAAACAGCAUUCCUAAAAUACAAAUCAUCACCGAACAAAUUGUAUCUAAAAAUAGACAAUAAGUUAUAUUUUCAACAAAUAAACAUUUUGAUGGCGUGAUAUCUAAAUGGCUCAUUACAGAAACUUUCAGCCCACGUACUACUCACAAUGCUGUUCGCCGAUUCGCUCUCUCUCCCGAAAAACGAUCACUUUUUACGAAUUACAGCGUAGGGUGAAUCAACUUUUUUUGUUUUGUUAUCCUGUCCCGUUGUCCAAGGGACAACAGUGGCACAGUUUGUUUGAAGAGACGUUGUAUGCCGUUCUAUUAACAUGCUUAGUAGGGGGCCCAUUAUGGACAUUGGUUAUAACGACCACAAAAACGCAAGUUUGAUAUAUUUAAGUACCAUAAAAUCAGUAUUUCAAUGAACUUUUGUCCCCUGGACAACUUAUCGUAACCAUGGCAACGAGUGACGCUAAAAAGUUGAUUCUCCCGAGACAUCUACUCCCUAAUAUAAUACCUAAAAAUGUUUUCUUGUUUAUAUUGUAGCAGAGGAAGUCGCAGAAAUCAAGCUGCAUCAAGAUUCUUUUUUAUCUGGUACGCUUACCUAUACUUGCAUAACAAAUGUACAUACAGGAGAUAUCGUGUCUUGGUACCAAAUGAAAGGUUCAGACACUUCUGACCAUAUAUUAUUGCGUAAGGUUCAACAUAUGAGUCUCAGUACUACGCUCAGUCUUACCAUGAGUAUGACCCUUCAGAAACGAGACUAUGGUACACGGAUAUAUUGCACAAAAGAUACUUGGCCGGAUAUGGGAAAUGCGACGAGACAAGAAAGCGAGAAUCAUUUAAUCGGAUUUAAAACAUACAGCACUCUUGAAACUCCCAUUGUUACCGUCAUGCCGAACAUCAGCUCCUAUAUCUUUGAAGUGGACAGCAACAUAACUACAUUCAUCUGCAACGGAACCAAGCCCGUUGAUGGAAGGAAACUGACUUGGUACAUUCAAGAGACAAACUCCAAGCCAAAACAUUUAGAGACGCAAGUAUGGGACAACGCAUCGUUUAUAAAUAUUCUGCCAUUAGAGUUAAAUGAGACAUACCACCGGAAGAAACUGUUUUGUGCACAGGAUUUUGAGUUCAAAUAUACACACCCUAAUGGUACUUUCUAUAUAGAGGGGUAUAAUGAGCUGGCAAGGUCUAAUAUGAUCACAUUACUCCAUAAGGAAAUUAAAGCUAAUGAGGAAGAAGAUAUUUCAACGGACGAGGAUAGUAGUGAGGAGAGUGAAGAGUCGGGAGGCGAUGGGAAUGGAGAAAAUAAUAUGUCAGAAGGUCUCAAGUUCAAUCACGGACAAGCAGUAUCUCCUUUAGUCUACGCGAUCCCGAUCUUUGUCGUCGCGGUGUUGCUUGUCGCGGCGACAGUGUGGUUUAUUUGUCGACGGGGGCGCACGACAAGACCAGCAGAGAAGGACGAUGAAUGCGUUUAUGCUACGCCCAAAGUAAACUACGUAACGCUGGAUCUCAAGAACCCGACGUCCGAAUACGCCUCGUCCCUAGCCCAAGACCAGUCACCCUACGCGCAGAUCAUCGGCGUUUACAAGCCGGACUUAAAUCAGCAAAGAACAUAGACUCCGCACCUAAGGGGGUCCGGUAGCUGGGGCACCGCGAAGAUCGAAGUUUGUCAAUUGCGGGCAUUUUUCUCUGUCACUCUAAUUACGUCUUAGUGAGAGUAAGAGAGAAAGAUCCCCGCAAUUUGCGAAUUUCGGUUUUCGCGGUAGGCCCCCGAGGGUAUAACCGCGAAGAUCGAAGUUGGUCAAUUGCGGGCAUUUUUCUCUGUCACUCUAAUUACGUCUUAGUGAGAGUAAGAGAGAAAGAUCCCCGCAAUGUGCGAAUUUCGGUUAUCGCGGUAGGCCUGGGCGGCUACCGGGAAAAUCGUAAUUCGUCAAUUGCGGGCAUUUUUCUCUGUCACUCUAAUUACGUCUUAGUGAGAGUAAAAGAGAAAGAUCCCCGCAAUUUGCGAAUUUCGGUUAUCGCGGUAGGCCUGGGCGGCUACCGGGAAAAUCGUAAUUCGUCAAUUGCGGGCAUUUUUCUCUGUCACUCUAAUUACGUCUUAGUGAGAGUAAAAGAGAAAGAUCCCCGCAAUUUGCGAAUUUCGGUUAACGCGGUAGGCCUGGCGUGGGUACUCGGAACAGGCGAACGCACGCGGGUGCCAUUGUAUAGAAAAUCGUCCGCGCUAGUUAUCGUCGUUUAAUACUAUAUUUCUCAAACUUGUAAUGAAAUGUUGACAUGACUUACUUCAAAUUAGGUCUGGAAAUACCACAUAUCAGGUGCGAUGAGUGAAGAUGAUAUGUUAAGGAAUUUCAUACAGUCUUAAAGCCCGACCAGAAAUAUAUGAUCAUUGUCAAGAGGGCGCUGUUAUUCUCAUGUAUAGGAUGACAGUUCAGUAUAGUAUGAAAAAAUUAGUUCCAAUGAAAUUCCGCAAUAUGGCGCGUGAUCAUAUAUUACUGGUCAGGCUUUACACACCUAGGCCUGUAAGGCAACCUUCUUUUGUUAUUAAACGUCAAAUUAUGGCACGUCUUGGCAUUCAACCAAGCAAAAUUCUGCCAAUAUGCUUUUUUUUGGCUUUUUUGGUUAUUUUUUUCUUUUUUGUGUAUGUUAAAUAUUAUUUCGGGGUUUCAAAGGAGAACGAAAAUUUGAUUAUUUUUGCGCUACAACGCACGGUUUAGGAGAUACAGCUAUAUAAAGUUUUUUUUCAGUGAUGCAAAAAUAUUUAUAGGGCUGUAUCUCCUAAACCGAGCGUCGUAGCGCAAAAAUAAUCAAAUUUUCGUUCCCUAUUGAAACCAGACGCACUGAAUAACUCAUCACAUUAGGACAUGAAACAAUCAUCAUCAUCAUCAUCAUCCUAUUUUAUUAUUAUUAUUUCAUUGCAAGUUUGAGAAAAGCACUAUACAAAUGUCGACGAGAAACGGGGAUGUCGGCCGCGUAUCCCUACCGUCCUCGCUACGUUCGGCCGUCUAUAUCUACUUCGCCUGCAACCGUUCGUUUCCCGUCCUCUAUAGUAAUGUACUAUUUCGUUAACUUGCUCACCCGCCUCACGCAACCGCGCCUACUAGCGAACGCCCCAACUCCGACGCUUAAGUUUCCAUAGUGUUCGACGGAAACCAGAUUUUUGCCGAAACCAAAACCGAAGGUUCGGUUUUGUUCUAGUUUUAGCCGAAACCGAAAUGAUUUUUAUGCCGAAACCUUCCAAAACCGAAACGCAAUCGAAACUUCGGUCGAACACUAGAUUUAACUAGAGACUGCGGAUCCUAAUACAGUCAAACUGUACAUACCACCUACUUACUAACACUUGUUAUUGCUGUAUUGUGCCUGUAUUGUGCCAAUACUUAGGUAGGUAAUUAUAAGAGUUAUAAAUACUGGAUCUGUAAAUAUUAUAAUAUAUAGUUAUGCAUGUUAGCAAUAAUUUUAUAUAAGUAUAGCAACCUAAUUUAUAAUAUUUCUACGCCGAUAGAGGCAGAAUAUGACGCGCUUAUUAUGAAUUGACCAUCUUUGUACCAUAUUCUAAGAAAUAAACAUUUGUAUUUGUAUUUGUACUUCUGCGGUGAUGUUAUUAGUAAAUAUGUGAUUAGUACUCGUAAUACCUAAUGUAUCUCAUUAGUAAAGAUAUGGUGCCCAACUAUUCACGCAAUUCACGAACAGUGAAAAAAAAGGAACCUAUAUAAAAAGGUACUUUUUUAUAUAGAAAUAUUAUGCUACAUGUUAGCCAGGUAACGAAAAUUAAUAUUUUUUAAUAAAAUGUUUCAAAUGUU